Drosophila grimshawi is the source of this 8103-nucleotide messenger RNA. Its product is annotated as mediator of RNA polymerase II transcription subunit 15. Bases 125 to 7687 code for a protein of 2520 amino acids. The transcript is spliced from 10 exons. Gene Ontology annotation, molecular function: MAP kinase scaffold activity. The record is from RefSeq and is a predicted model, not a curated record. NCBI's taxonomy places the organism in Eukaryota, Metazoa, Arthropoda, Insecta, Diptera, Drosophilidae.
UAGUUUUCCGGCAACGCAUUGAUUGACAUUUAUGUGUGAUUCAUUUCGGACAGAGCCAGUGAGCUAUGCAAAGUGUCUGAGACUGACUAAUAAUAAAAAUAAUACUUAUAAAUAAAACAAGAUAAUGGCCACCUCCACAAUGAGUGCCACAGCAUCGCCGAGUCCAGCUGCGAUCAAGAAUCCGCAGCUGAAACGCGUCGUAUACUCCAAGUAUCGGGAAUUGUUGGGCUCUUACAACGACAAGGCCAAUGCCAUCAUUGAGACACUGCCCGCCUAUAUGGUGCGAGAGGAUCGUGGAUUUCAGCUGGAGAUGCCGCUGAAUGGCAUGGCGAAUGGUCAUGUGAAAAGCGCUGUAGAUACGUAUGGGCAACGAGGCGGAGGCGCCGCUGGAGGCGGUGGCUACGAGGCACCAGCUUGUGUGCAGAACGCCAUGAUGACAAAAGACAAGAAACCCUUCACCUAUACGCCCGGCGGCAUUGAUCUCUCCCAAAUCCGGUCGGAGCGCAUGGCCAAGCGAUUGGCGCGCAAUGCGCAAGCCGAGGGCGCCACUGGCGCCUCCCAACAGAACAGACCAUCGCCGCAGUCGCCAGGCUCGGGCACUGGUGGCAGCGCUGCCAGUGCCAUGGGUGCCGCUGCAAUGGGGAUGCCUUUUCAGGUGCUGCCGCCACCGCCGCCGCCGCAGCCGCAGUCACAGACACAGGGUAAGAAUGGUAACAAUGCUGCAGCGCCCCCACCACCACCCCCACAACAAAGCACAUUAGCACCACCAGCGGGCCGAGGCAGUGCACCCGGUUCGCCGGCAGCAGCACGCAAAUCGCCGACACCGCAACGUUUUGAGCCGCCACCGCUUGGCUUUCGGCCGGAGAUCAAAAUACCGGCCAAUCCAAUGGCGGCGCUGCGCAAGGUGCCGCCGCCCGUCGAGAAGAACACCUUCUGGAAGGAUGAGUAUGUUAAGGAUCGCUCCAAGAGUCCCCUGCCGGAGCCAGCCCAAAAUGCCAAUGGUGACUACGGCAAUGGCAGCAGCAACAGCAACAACAACAACAUCAGCCAAGAUGCCGUUGAUGCCUACAGGCCAUCUGACAACGCCAGCAGCUAUAACAAUGGCGGCUAUAACAACUACAGCAAUGGCAAUGGCAACAACAGCUACAGCCCCUACACACAGCAGUUGCAGCAGCAGCAGCAGCCACAAGCGCCCUCACCCAAAUCGCCGCCACUGCAGUAUCAGCAGCAGCAACUACAGCAGCCAACACCACCGGCAACACCACCGCAGCAGCAGCCACAACAACAGUUCCGCAGUGUGCCCAUGCCCCAAUCGCCGGCUGUUAAUGUUUACACGCGUCAAACGGACAGUCCACGUUCGCCCUUCGAGGUGCAACAGCAGCAGCAGCAGCGUGCCACGGAGAGUCCCUUCCGUUUUGCACAGCAGCAACAGCAACAGCAGCAGCCACGUCCACCCACAGCAAUUUCGCCGUUGGCUCAGCAACAAGAGCCGCGUCCGCCCACAGCAAUUUCGCCGCUGGCUCAGCAACAGCAACAGCCACAGCAGCAGCAACAGGCAGCACAAACUGUGCCCUGGCGAACGCAACGCGCUCAGCCCGCUGCACAGCAACUGCAGCAGCAGCAGCCAACGCAUCCGCAGCCCAUUUUCAAUAAUGUGCAACAGCAGCAGCAGCAACAGCAACAGCAACAACGAUCUCGCGAUGUCUUCAGCCCAGCCCGAACAGAGCCAGCAGCAGCAGUUUUCAACGCACAGCAGCAACAAAACUCGCAAUAUCAAGGAGCAAAGCCAACCAACGUUGGCUCACUUUACAUAGCUCCUCUGGCACAACCGACGGAGCCUCAGGCUCAGCGCCUUCUGCUCCAGCAGCAGCAACAGGCCGGUGCCCGUGACUCACCGAUGAGACAAAUGCCACAGCAACAACAGCAGCCGCAGCAACAGCAGGCUGGUGGUCAGCCACUGCGCUGGCUCAGUUCUCAGCCGGCGAGCAAGGAGCAGGCGCCCUGGGCACGUCCCGAGGAGAAUGGCAAUGUUGUGCCAUCCACUUUGCGACAGGCAACGCCGUCGGCGCCAGCGCCAGUGCAGAGCACUACGACAGCGUUUUAUCAGCCACAGAUGAUGGCACAGGGUAAUGGUUAUGCAACGGCUUCAUCUCCAGCUCCAGCUGCUGUUCCACAGCAAAACUUUGGCUCAAAUGCUCAGCAGAGCGGACUGCGGCUGCAGAUCAACACCAAUGUAAACAGCAGCAAUGCAAACCAAAGUGGACCCAGGGAGCGCAUUAUACCCAUUACGCUGGAGCAAACGCCAACCUAUGCUGCGGCACAGCCCAAUUUUGGUGGUUACAACAACUAUCCACCAGCAGCAGCAGCAGCAACAGCAGCCAUGUCGCCCAACCAACAGCAGCACCAGCAACAAUUUUACGCCAACAACAACAACAACAACAAUUCAACACGCAUUAUACCAAUUGCGAUCGAAGGAGGACGAGGCGGACACAUCUCCCAAUCGCCAGUUGUGCUGCAAAACGAUCCACGCUCACCGCCCAUACAAUCGAAAUCGUUUAGAAUAUUGCAAAAGAUAACCGACACAGUGGACGAUGGCAGCUCCGAUGCCCGGCUACAGUCGCCACAACAGCAGCAGCAGCCUCAUUUGGAAUUGGAGACGCCGCAGUUGCAGCGUCCACAGUUCGCUCGCCAGAUGAGCGCUCAGCAGGCGCGCAAUAGUCCGACCAUUGAGCAAAUGAGGCGGCUGCAAAUCGCACAGGAUCAGUCGCAGUCGGGUACGCCUCCAGCUUGGUCCCCGCAAGGUAACGGCGUAUCGGCACAGAACCGCUUUACACCACAGCGUUCACCAUACGAUACACCCCAGCAACAAUAUAUACCAGCUAGUGAACAACAGGCAUUGGAACCAAAAAAAUAUACCGGUAGCGCAAUACCAAGUCGAUCAUUUAAGAUUUUACAGGCAAUGACAACACCAGAGAAUGCCGAACAUAAAAUUCACCCCGAGCUGGACUCGGAUUUGGAAAAUAUUGAAUUAAACGAAACCAAUAAUUAUAAUAAUAAUAACAAUCACUUUAAUAAUAAUUACAAUAGUAAUAAUAAUAAUAAAAAUAAUAAUAAUAAUAAUGGUAAUGAGAAUAAUGAAAAUAACAGCAAUAGUAACCAUAACCGAGAAAUUAACAAUAAAAUCAAUAAACGUCAUAGUUACACAUCAGCCACACCCACACCACCACCAACCAGUACAGACACAGACUCAAACACACACACAAGCACAUCUCACGCGACAUACUCAUCCAAUUCAUCACUAAGUUCAGAAAGUUCUUGUCCACAACGGACGCAACCCGAGCGCUCGCAAUCCGUGCCACCGCACCUUCCCUAUGCUUAUGGCUAUCCCUAUCCCUGGUAUAUGCCGCCCCCGCAUGCAAAUGGGGAGCCACCCCAAAUGGUGAACUGGCCCUAUCCCUAUCCCUAUCCACCACCAAUGCCUUCAACGGUGGAUGGCAAGCAGUCCGAUGCUUAUCCACCCUAUCCAUAUUACUACCCCUAUUAUCUACCCCCACCACCAGCCUAUGGUCAGCCAAAUAAUCCCAACGAUCCCCAGCAGACAAUGCCCAACUAUCCACAGUUUGUGCCACCCUACGGUCCCUAUGCCUAUCCGGUAGCACCCAGUUUCAGUCAAACCUCGACCGAGAGUCACGCUAGCAGUGUACUACCUGAUAUUAUUAUAACGCCCAGCACCGAUGAUGUGCCCUCCCAGGUCAUUAUGAAACACCAUGUCAAGGUAGAGCCCCGAGAGCCUCCGAAGCGUGCGCAUUCCGUUGAGAUAGAGGAGCUCGUUAGUCGCCCGAAAUCGCGUAAUAUUUGCAACAACAAGGAGCAGGUCAUCGAUAUGCUCAGCCAGCGACUGGCGAACAUCAAUAAAAUCGCUGGUGGCAAUACCCAAGAUAAUCUAUCAAAGCAACUGCAGAAAAGCUAUGCAGGAGAACAGCUAAAGGAGCUGGGAGCACGUUCACCCAGCGAGAAUGCUUCGCCAGUGCAGAUCAGUGCUGUGCUGGACGAUAACGAUAGCGACACGGACGAUAGCAGCGAUGAGGAUGAGGAGGACUCAGAUACACCCAAACAUGCCAGUCGCCCAUCUCCGUUGCAGGCCAUUAAGUCGGUUACCAAUGUUCAGGUCUACAAAGGUUUUGGUAAACUUCCAGCUGAGCAGCUGGACUCCGAAAGUGAGGAUGACGAUGGCACAACAGCUGAUGAAAUGCUAGACGAGGAAGAAGAGCAGGUGGAAGAGGAACUAAUUGAAGAUCUCGAUGAGGACUAUAUUGUUGAAGAGGAUCUGAGCACCAUAUACGAGGAGGAAAGCGAUCUGGAACGCAGCAGCAAUUAUGCCAGGACAGUUAUUAACUGCAAUGGCUCCAGUGCUACUCUCGGAGAUCGCCAAGUCGAAGAAGACGAUGCGUUGGAUCAGCAAAUUGAGGACAAUGAUCAAAAUGAGGGCAACGUGGAUGAUGAUGAUGACGAGUCCAACUCGGUUACGGUGCGUUUGCCAUUGCGCUUCUCCUUUAGUCGAAGCUCAAAUGACGAGAAUAUCGCCACAGUUGAAGUGGGAAGCACCACACAGGUUGAAGAGAGACGUCCGAGCUUGGAAUACAAGCGCAACUCCUUCAGCAUAGCCAAGGUGGAGAGCGAUGAUGAAGAGGAUAAUGACUGUGAGGUUAGCGUCACAAUAAGCUUGUCCAAUUCCUCGCGAUCUAAUUCAGUGGAGAAAUCUUCGAUGCCCCAAAACUUCUGUGAUGCCGAAAAGGUUCUCACAAGCGGCCGUAGAACUAGCUAUGAGGAUGUUUCCACUUCCCUCUCGUUGGGAAUGCGCAACAAGUUCUCGGCUGAUGUCUUCGACGGCGGACUUACCAACAAUAUUGCAAAAUUAGAGGCAACAGAAGAAGUUGAGGAUACUGCUGCAGCGCCCAAAGAGGAAUUCGAUUUCUUUGCCACACUCUUGGCCACUAAAAUGCAAGCACAAAAAAUGAUGGAACAGUCGAAGAACUUUUGGAAAACGCCCGAAACGAAACCAGUUGAAGAACAGCCAAAGGAAUGUGCUCCAACAGAGACUGUCCAGUUGCGAGUUAAGGAAAACGAUGCACAACCGACACCAGCUAGACCAAAAUCGUGUGAUCUAACCAAGACCCAGGCCUCAUUGGAGGCGGCCAAGAACAGCUUUUGGUCCACAUUUGCAACUGCGGGCAAAGAGACUGAGCCACAACAGGAAGAAGAUACUGACUUCGGGGCAAGUGAAGAAAAAAACACACAGGAAAGUCAAUGGACGAAAAAAAAGAAAACUGUUACAUAUACUCCACUGAAAAAGGAAACUGUAUGCCAAGUGAAAAAUUGGACAGAAAACCUAAAAUCUAAAAUCGAAUACUUGCCGCAAUCUCAGUGUGCAGAAGUCCAUUUUGUGGUAGAAGAAAAAACACAGGCUGAAGAAACGCCAGAGGAUGAGGAGGACUUUUGGGCGGCAGUAGAGAAAACGAAUUCCGAGAAGACUCCAAAGCAAGAAACCGAACCAAAUGAGUCUAUCGAUCAAGUGGAGGUGGACUUUUGGGCAGACCAGCCAGCAGACCCCCAUCCAAUUGAGAAAAUUACCGAGGAAGAAGAGACCGAUUUCUGGGCUGACAACAAAUCCAAUGAAUGUAUCGCAGACAACAAACCAGCCGACUUUCAAUUUGAUCCCACAAAAUACCCGGCGGAGCCUCGCGAGGUGGAUACCGAUGAAGAAAUCGAUUUCUGGGCAGAGCUCGAAGCGAAUCGCGAUCCUGAUGAUGAUGACGUAACCUUCCAAAAAUCAGCGACCUUCUGGGCAAGCAAAGAGCGACAACACUCCAUUGAAGAGACGCCCUUCAAGCCCGUAGAAACCAAAGCAUUCCGGGCCAAGCUGCCCGAUGAGCCAGCAGUGGAUAUCGAUGUGUGGUCCACAUUGGAGGCAGCACGUGGAGAGGAGCCAGAGAUAGUCGAUCCUGUUGUCGAAGAGGAGCAAAUUCUGGCCGUUCAAUAUGAAGGGUUAGAGCAUGAAAACGUUGAGGAGCCUCCCACAGAGGAGGAGCCAUGCCCAAUUGAGGCACCAGAAAGCAAUCUCAAUCAUGUGGAUACAAUGUCGCUGGCAUCCAUGCAUGAGCCAGCCACAGUGCGUACCUGGACGUUGUACAACCAGACGAAUGGGGAGCAGGAGAACAGCGAUGAGCCGGACUUCUGGGCCGACAUCGAAGAGAAACGCGCCGAGAAAGAUCAGAUCGAGGAAGCAGAACAGAAACGUCAAAAUUAUCGCCAGGCCAUGGCAUUCUUUAAUACCUCCAUUGAUGAGCAGAAAUUGCAGCAAAAGUCGCAAUCCAAUCGAAACAGCGUCAUCGUGGAAUCCGAGGAGACCAACGAAAUCGAACUCGGCUCCCCAGGCGAAUAUGAGAUUGUUGGCGAGGAUGGCAUCGUAAUGGAGCAACAUACUACACAAAUUAUGAAUAGCGAGGAAGAAGAUAGAGCUGGUGGUGUAACGCCAACCAAUGCUGUGGCACAACUGCCUGAGGUUUACGUCGAACCAGAACCAGAGCCGGAGGAGGAAAGAAAACCUCUAUCGAACGGUCUGCCCGAUCUCGGUGUGAAUAAGUUUGAUGAAUCAUCUAAAAUAUCAGUGCGUGACCGCAUUAAUGUAUUCGAGUCUAGUCCACCGACCACAGAUGUAACCACACCCAACAAGGCUUUGAACCUUCAAUCAUUAUCCGUAGACAGUGGCCGUGGCAAGGGACAACUUUCCCGCAACAGCAGCACACAGCGCUCCGAGUCAGAGAUCGAGGAGGAUGACUCCGGAGUGACAGACAUGAACAGACAGCUGUCUGAGACCGAUACCGAAUCCGAAAGCUUCCCGGAGCUGCGCAAGAUGACGAGCUAUCAGCGAGCCGCCACACAUUCCAGACUCUUCAAGCUGCUGCAGGACGAGAACGAUGUGCCCGAGGGUGGCGAGACUGGCCAGGCGGACGAGUUCCAGUUUAAGCCCAGCAGACGCAAGAUUGUGCACAAUGUGUCCAUCACACGUCGCCAGAAUCCCAAUGCAUUGGCCGAAGCCGAAUCGAUGACACAGCGACGGGAGCGCCUCUCGCUGCCGCUGCGCAAGAACACCAGCAUCGAUGCGGACAAUCCAUCCACGCCCAAUAGCCCCGCCUCACCGAUUGUGGGCCCAUCGCCCAGCAAACAGCGCGUGGUCAGCGACAAGCUGGUGAACGAGUUGGUGCAGAGUCUGCUGCUCAAGAGCGACAGUACUCAUCUGCACAAUCUGCCCAUGGAGCGACUUCAGGCGGCAGCGAAGCGUGCCCUGGUCGAGGAAAUGGACUCGGUGGAGAAUAGCUCGCUGGACAGCACACCGGCCAUAACUCCCAAGCAGGACAAGGAAUACGCUGACUAUUACAGCAGCUGGACCGAUGCCAGUGGCGGCGAGGAGAUUGUCCCAUCGAAAGCCUUUCGAGCGCUGCAGGAUCCGCGACGCAGUCCGUGGACUGUGCGGUGUCCACGCGUCCUCAGCUCCAAGACCAUCAAUCGGGAUCUGGCGCGGGUCACAGAGUCACCCGAAAUACUGAGCAGUCGUGGGAGCAAAAGUCCCGAGUGCUUCAGACAACAGUCUAGGGAACGCUCCGUUAGUAGCUGGCGUAAGGUCUAGGAGUCUAUUAAGGGAUUAGCUCAUUGUGUAUAACUAGGGGCGGGGAGGGGUCAUAAAAAAAGAGAAAAAUAGGUUUUUAGUAGUGUAGCAACUUAGGCAACUUGCAUUUUGUGUCUUGGCCUUGUGGACAAGGCCGACUAGCAAACAGUCACUGCCCUGGCCAAGUGUUGGGUCAUUUAAUGCAUUUCACAUCACAUCACAUUGUACAAUAUGACAACACUCAGACUAUUAAUUAACUAAAUACUAUCUAAUGAAUAAUGUAUAAUGUAUAUAAACCAACUGAAACCAAAGAAAAAUCGUUCAUUCGUUCGUUCGCUCGUUCGUUUGUUAUCUCAGUAAAAGCGUAAAAUCUUCGCCAGUCAUUUCUAAAUUCAACUACAUAUAUACAUUCGUAUGUACUUUCGAAUCGAAUCAAU